GCUUCACUGAGUGGAGGAAAAUCCUGCCAUCGGGAUGAUAUUGAUCACAUAGCACAACCGAGUGACAAUUUGGGUUGGUAUUUUGUUUUUGUGUUUAUGAAGCAGUCAGAACUUCUGGAAGCGAUGACUCUUGCAUUUUGUGGCAACGACAAUGCUUCAGCCUACAAUAUCAGUGCUGGUGUCCUAAGAAAUGUCUGCUUUGUGGAUGCUCUCAACUUGGUUCCUCAUGUCUUCUUGCUCUUUAUCACCUUCCCUAUUUUGUUCAUUGGCUGGGGAAGCCAAAGCUCCAAAGUCCAGAUUCACCACAAUACGUGGCUGCACUUCCCUGGCCACAACCUGCGCUGGAUCCUGACCUUCACCCUCCUGUUUGUCCACGUGUGUGAAAUAGCAGAGGGCAUAGUUUCUGAUACACAAAUGAAAUCUCGCCAUCUGCAUCUCUUUCUGCCAGCUAUAAUGGGAUUUGUGGCUGCCACAGUAUCCAUAGUCUAUUACCAUAAUAUUGAAACAUCUAACUUUCCAAAGUUAUUGUUGGCUCUCUUUCUUUACUGGAUAAUGGCUUUUGUCACCAAGACAAUCAAGCUUGUCAGGUACUGCCAGGAUGGUGUGCCUUUUUCUCAGCUGCGUUUCUGCAUCACUGGAAUUCUGGUCAUUCUCUACGGGCUCCUGAUGGCCGUGGAGAUCAAUGUUAUCCGAGUUAGGAGGUAUGUUUUUUUCAUGAACCCUCAGAAAGUAAAGCCACCAGAGGACCUACAGGACCUGGGGGUGAGGUUUCUGCAGCCAUUUGUCAAUUUGCUCUCAAAGGCAACUUAUUGGUGGAUGAAUACUCUCAUUAUAUCUGCUCACAAGAAACCUGUGGACCUGAAGGCGAUCGGAAAGCUUCCAAUUGCAAUGAGAGCUCUGACAAAUUAUGUUUGUCUCAAAGAAGCAUAUGAGGAACAAAAGAAAAAGGUGGCAGAGCAGCCCAACCGGAGCCCCUCCAUAUGGUUAGCCAUGUACAGUGCUUUUGGACGACCAAUUCUUCUCAGCAGCACGUUCCGUUACUUGGCUGACUUGCUGGGCUUUGCUGGGCCAUUGUGCAUUUCUGGCAUUGUCCAGGGCUUCCAGAACACAACCAAUAAUACAAAUACAACAGAAAAG
Molecule: messenger RNA, 1137 nt
Organism: Merops nubicus (carmine bee-eater)
Lineage: Eukaryota; Metazoa; Chordata; Aves; Coraciiformes; Meropidae
Product: ATP-binding cassette sub-family C member 9-like
Exons: 7
Biological process (GO): potassium ion transport
Cellular component (GO): membrane
Molecular function (GO): sulfonylurea receptor activity; ATP binding
Source: RefSeq, a predicted model, not a curated record